Messenger RNA from Juglans regia (Persian walnut), 3759 nucleotides. Its product is annotated as disease resistance protein RML1A. Gene Ontology annotation, molecular function: ADP binding; protein binding. NCBI's taxonomy places the organism in Eukaryota, Viridiplantae, Streptophyta, Magnoliopsida, Fagales, Juglandaceae. Gene Ontology annotation, biological process: defense response; signal transduction. The record is from RefSeq and is a predicted model, not a curated record. The coding region runs from base 1 to 3759 and encodes 1252 amino acids. The transcript has 5 exons.
AUGGCCUUUCAAUCAGGAGCUUCUUCCUCUUCUUCACCCUCUUCAUCUCCUCCCAUCCGUUCAUGUAAUCAUAAUGUAUUCUUGAGUUUUAGAGGUGAAGAUGUUCGCAGUAACUUUAUUUCUCAUCUAUACAAAGCUUUGGUUCAAAGGGGAAUCAAUACUUACAUUGACAACAAUCUUGAAAGAGGAGAGGAGAUUUCAUCGGCACUUUUCAAAGCUAUUGAAAAAUCAAUGAUUUCUAUUAUUGUACUCUCUAAAAACUAUGCAGAAUCUAAAUGGUGCUUAGACGAGCUAUUAAAGAUUCUUGAUUGCAAGGAAGCAAAAAAACAAAUUAUUCUACCAAUUUUUUUCCAAGUAGAUCCAUCAGAAGUACGGCAUCAAAAUGGGAUUUUUGGAAAAUCCUUUGAUAAACUUGGUGAUAAGCUCAAGGAUAACGCAAAGUUGUUGAAAUGGAAGGAAGCAUUGGAAAAAGUAGCCCAUAUCUCUGGUUUCUCAUCAGCAAAAUUCGAGAACGAAUCUGAAUGUAUCGAGAAGAUUGUUCAAGAAGUCUCAAGCAAACUACCAAAUCGUACAUGCUUGCAUGUUGCGAAUUAUCCGAUUGGGUUGGAGUCUCGUGUAGAAGAUAUUAAUAUGCUUUUACGUAUUGAGUUUAUUAAUGAGACACGCAUGAUAGGGAUUUUCGGUACUGGAGGAAUUGGUAAGACAACUACUGCAAAAGAAGUGUAUAACUGCAUUGCUGAUCAGUUUGAAGGGAGUUGUUUUCUUGCCAAUGUUAGAGAAAAUUCAAAACCAGAUAAGGGCGGUCUUGUGAAGUUGCAAAAGAAAAUUCUUUCUGAUAUCCUCAGAGAUCCAACGGUUGAGGUCGAUGAUGUUGAUCGAGGAAUCAAUCUGAUACAGGAGAAACUUUGCUGUAAAAAGGUUCUUUUGGUUCUUGACGAUAUUGAUUGUUUGGACCAGUUACAAAAACUAAGUGAAAGAUCCGAUUGGUUUGGAUUGGGAAGUCGAAUCAUCAUAAUAACAAGAGAUAAACAUCUACUAGUGCAGCAUGAUGUUGGUAAUUGGAUAUAUCCUAUGAAUAAAUUGGAUCCUAAAGACGCUCUUAAGCUCUUUUCUUGGCAUGCCUUCAAGCGUGACCAACCAGAUAAUGGUUUUUUGGAACUCACAAAACUUGCACUGCAAUAUGCUGGUGGCCUUCUGCUCGCUUUGUCUGUGGGAACAGAGCAAAUUGAAGGCAUAUUGAUAGAUCUAAAUCAGCUUUGGGAGGACGAAGACAUUUUGGAGGACGGCGACAUGAUAAAUUUGCCUUGGGAUGACGACAACAUGAUAUGUUUGGGUUCUGAGGUGUUCGCAAAAAUGGAAAGACUCAGAAUAUUAAUAGUUAAAAUAGACAGUGAAAUUUAUCUCUCUAUCAAGUCAGGAUUGAAUUAUCUCUCUAAUGAGUUAAGAGUUCUUGAUUGGCCUGAGUGCUCUUUGGAGCUUUUGCCAUCUUCUUUUCAUGGAGAGAAACUCGUUGAUUUCAAUAUCAGAAAUGGCAAUAUUAGAGAUUUAGGCACGGGAUUGCAAUCUAAGUGUGUCGAGAUAUCAAGCACUGUCAUACAAGAGCUACCUUCAUCCAUUACAAACCUUAUUGGGCUCUACAAGUUAUAUUUGGAAAGGUGCAAAAGCCUUGUGCGUCUUCCAAUAAAUAUUUUUCAGUUGGAACGUCUAAAGGAUGUUAAGAUCACAGAUUGUCCAAAUUUUGUAAAUUUUGUAAAGGAGGUGAGGCAUAAUCGACAAUCCAUGCCAUGUACACAGGAAAAUGAAAUUUCAUCAAGUAUGGAAUUGCUCUCAUUGCCGUCUCCAGAAUCAAAUAAUUUAUGUAGGACUUUAAAUCUAUCUGGUAGUGGCAUUGUUAGCCUUCCUCCAUGCAUCGAAGGAUUUGUUGGAUUGUCUGAACUUGAUUUGAGAGACUGUAAGCAACUUGAAGAAAUUCCACACCUUCCACCAAAUAUAGAAAAGGUAGAUGCCAGAGGAUGUUCCAGCCUAAAGAAUUUCUUACCAGAAUCAAAUAAUUUAUCUCGGACAUAUAAUUUCUCAUUCAGUUUGAGGACUUUAAAUCUAUCUGGUAAUUGUAUUGUUAGCCUUCCUCCAUGCAUCGAAGAAUUUGUUGGAUUGUCUAAACUUGAUUUGAUAGAUUGCAAGCAACUUGAAGAAAUUCUAUGCCUUCCACCAAAUAUAGAAGAGGUAGAUGCCAGAGGAUGUUCCAGCCUCAAGAAUUUCUUACCAGAAUCAAAUAAUUUAUCUCGAAUAGAUAAUUUCUCAUCCAGUUUGUGGACCUUAAAUCUAUGUGGUAGUGGUAUUGUUAGCCUUCCUCCAUGCAUCAAAGGAUUUGUUGGAUUGUCUAAACUUGAUUUGACAGACUGCAAGCAACUUGAAGAAAUUCUACACCUUCCACCAAAUAUAGAAGAGGUAGAUGCCGAAGGAUGUUCCAACCUAAAGAAUUUUUUACCAGAAUCAAAUAAUUUAUCUCGGAUAUAUAAUUUCUCAUCAUGUUUGAGAACUUUAAAUUUAUGUGGUAGUGGUAUUGUUUGCCUUCCUCCAUGUAUCGAAGGAUUUGUUGGAUUGGCGAGACUUUAUUUGGAAGACUGCAAGCAACUUGAAGAAGUUCUACACCUUCCACCAAAUAUAGAAGAGGUAGAUGCUGGAGGAUGUUCCAGCUUAAAGAAUUUUUUACCAGAAUCAAAUAAUUUAUCUCAGAUAUAUAAUUUCUCAUCCAGUUUAAGGACUUUAAAUCUAUGUGGUAGUGGUAUUGUUAGCCUUCCUCCUUGCAUCGAAGGAUUUGUUGGAUUGUCUGAACUUUAUUUGAGCUACUGCAAUCAACUUGAAGAAAUUCUACACCUUCCACCAAAUAUAGAAGAGGUACUUGCCAGAGGAUGUUCUAGCCUAAAGAAUUUCUUACCAGAAUCAAAUAAUUUAUUUCGGACAUAUAAUUUCUCAUCCAGUUUGAGGACUUUAAAUUUAUCUGGUAGUGGUAUUAUUAGCCUUUCUCCAUGUAUCGAAGGAUUUGUUGGAUUGUCUGAACUUGAUUUGAGCUACUGCAGUCAACUUGAAGAAAUUCUAUACCUUCCACCAAAUAUAAAAGAGGUAGAUGUUAGAGGAUGCGUGUUAUUAGAACGCUUUCGUCAUGUAUCGACAGAAUGUUCAUUUGGUACACCCGACUUAAAACGGCUAACAAGGAUUAACUUAUCGGAAUGCAAUAAAGUGGAAGUGGAUGUAGGGAAUAAUGCGCCAGAUCCAUUAUUGGUUCAAGAACACUUUCGGGAGAAAGAUUCAUGUAGGAUUUUAUAUCCAGGAAGUAGGAUUCCAGAGUGGUUCAAGUAUUUCAAGGAGACUACUUCAUAUAGUAAUUCUAUUGGAAUAGAAAUUGAUCAUAAUGCGUUCAUGUGUUUUGGGCAUCAAAUCGUGGCAUUAGUUUUGUGUUUUGUUGUAGGACGUCACCCGCUGGGAUUUGAAAAUAUUACUAUCUCAAUAAACGGCCAGUCGAUGGUGUCGAACCCACAUCGUGAUUUUUUGUGCCCUUCAAUGGACCCACAUCGUGUAUGUCUAAAAUACAUAGCUGGAAAUUCUAUUGAUGAGAUGCUGCUAAGAAGUUACAGGGAGGGGAACAAUAUGAAGUUUACAUUUGGAAGUAGUUCAAAGAAAGCAAUCAUCAAAAGUGUCGGAGUCCAUCUAAUAUACGGGAAUGACAAUUUCAUUAAUCCUAUUCAACUUUCAAAGUGA